Aspergillus tanneri is the source of this 3300-nucleotide messenger RNA. RefSeq names its product Fibronectin type III domain protein. The record is from RefSeq and is a predicted model, not a curated record. Lineage: Eukaryota; Fungi; Ascomycota; Eurotiomycetes; Eurotiales; Aspergillaceae. The transcript has 3 exons. The coding region runs from base 1 to 3300 and encodes 1099 amino acids. Gene Ontology annotation, molecular function: protein binding.
AUGUAUGAGCCAUUGUAUCUAUCAUUUGACGCCUACCCCAGUGUGGUCCCCCGUGUGAGGGUACGAGGCGUCAUGGCUCUCUUCCUGGCCGUCACCAUUCUCUGGGCCUUGAUCUGGCUAUUGUAUCGUGCUUGGCAGGUGUGUCAGACGUCCAAUGAUGUUCUGGUGGAAAAACUGGGGUUGGAUAUUCCUCCGCCGCCAGAGGUCACCCUUGAAGAAAUCAAUGCCCGUGAAAUUCGCAUCGCCUGGAAACUGCCUGAAUUCCAUAAUUCUAUUCACAAGCAUAUCAUUCAGGUGAAUGGUAUUAAAGUGGGUGAGUCGAAACGAGCGGAAACUGCAGUGGAAAUCUUGGACCUGAUCCCGGGAAAUAUCUAUCACAUCUGUGUCCUCUCCGUCAGUGCGGCCAAUUUCCAAACCCCAAGUAGCAUCAUCCACGUGCGCACGAAAUCUCUUCCGAUGUCCCAAGCGCAACAGAAUGUUCCCGUCAGCGGUCCCUCGAUUCGAGCAUCAAUUCCGCGGCCAGCUGCCGGAUUCACAGCGCCAUCAGCACCCAUCAUGGCUCGCGAGCACAGUGGGGGGCAGUUACAAUCGAAACGGACCUCAGCUGGACGGAAACAGUCUCCGGCAGCCAGCGGUGCCGAGUCGUCGCACAGCCAGUUAGAGGAGCUACAGAAAAACAUGGUUAGCGGUGACCGGGAUGAGACUCUUGAGAAACUUGCGGACAGGUUGAAGAAUUUGCAACAUGAGAAUGAAACUGUCGAGAAACAGACCACCGAUGAGGAGGCGGAACACACUGCGCUGUUAAAGGAGCUUGAAAAACAGCGUGAUGACUUACGGAAACGAGUGAAAGAGAAAGAUGAAGCUAGCGGGGAUUUGAAGAAACAUGUGUACAGGCUGGAAAGCGUCAAUCGUACAGUGCAGAGCGAGAAGGCAAAACGUGAGCGACUACUGCAACAAAAAGAGUCCGAACGGAAGAAGCGCAAGGAUGAUAUCGUUCGUUGGCAGGAACGGAUGGCACGGAUGACUGCCGAUACAGACAAUGCGAGAGAGGAGAAAGCUCGCCUGGAGAAGGAAGGCAAGGCUCGUGCGGACGAAGUGCGGGAGAAAAUUGCCCAGCAGCAGGCGGAGAUGAAGGUCGUCGAUGAUGAGAUCCAGGACAAGGGCGGCCGCGUCAAAAAGCUGGAGGAAGAGAGGAAGGAUCACCAAGGGCCAGAUAGUGAGGAUGGGAGGGAACUGGACCGAAUUGACAAUGAGAGAGCUCGGCAGUGGGAGAUCAAAUUAAGCAACUUACAUGCACGAUAUGCUACACUUGUGGGCCUUCAUGCGCAGGCUCAGCAGCAGUACCAGGAGGCGCAGGAGCGUCUGAAAUGGUUGACGACGCAACGACCUGGUAGCACGGGGCCAUUUUCAUUGCCAGCUCUCGAUCUAGAUCUAUCUAAUACCGCCACUAUCCGUCCUCGUCAUCAUCGCAGUUCACUCAAUAGUAACGUUUCGUCGCCUAUGAACUUUCCUACACUGGACAGCUCAUUUUCAGGGGGGGUCAACUACCACCCUCCCUCAACCAACUCCCCCACAUUUGGGCCGGGUUCCACGUUUUUCAACAUCAAUAAUGGCAUGACUCUCCCGAGUCUUUCGAGCCAACCCGAUCCGCUUCGUUUAGACUCGGAUAUCUCGUUUAGCAAUCCACAAAUGAGCCCACGUGCCGAUGCGCUGCUGCCAUCGGACCUUCUGGGGGACGAAGAGUCUCCAGAAUUACCACGACCCAUAGUUCGUCCCCGAUUCCAAGAGCUGGAAUCGUCGGGCGCCCAACUUGAAGGUUUCUCCCAUGGUCCACCAUCGCCAGACUCAUCUGGAAGCCGACCAGCAAGCAUCUUUGCCAGCCCAAAUGAUAAGCAAACUCAGGAGGCAGAUUCCCAACCCGUGGAAUUAGGAGAUGCAGAGGAGGCUCCGAAGAGCGCAUCGCGGAGGCUUUCAGGUCUCUUCAAUUUCCAUCGACCUCGUGGUAAGACCCUUGCGGAUGAGCCCCCUCUGUUGGGCACUUUGAAACCAGGACAGAGCCAAUCCUUUCCGCGGAACCUUGAUGAAAUGGACCCUAUCGGAGCUAGGCGUCGUCGGCUGAGCUACACUGGUAAUUGGGCCAACCCAAUAUCACUAAUUCCUAGGAGCAACACAACCAGUGUCACGAAUGACAGUUCUUCUGAUCACCUACCAUCCAGACGGGCAGCCUUUUCGAGUAUCUUCUCUCCUAGCCGGUUCGGAUUUGGCAGCGGAAGCAACUUGGCCAAGUCCAACGAAACCUCGGACCUCAACACUGGCUACAAUCAGUUCAGCCCUAGACACGAUCCGAUUGACCCAUCCUCGAUUCUUGGCACUGUCCGUCGCGGUUCACUGUCGCCUAGGCCCUCGUCUACUUUUUCGUUCGAUAACCAGCUCCCGCAUCCUUCGACGGACAAUCGCCAUUUUGGCUGGCCGUCCACGGAGAAGUCGGAUCACCGAAGUCUACUCGGGUUUGACUGGACUUCGCCGUCUAGCUGGUCGCGUGUGCAUUCGCGCCGCCCCUCCACCCAGUAUGGCUCCUCCAGUCAUCUCCCUCUAGCACUUACGGGGGAACCUGAGCUUCCCCAGGACCCGUUUGAAAGACAGGGUCGACCACUUCAAGCUCCCAUUGGUACACGACCUUCUUCGUCCCAUCGGCCCGCUACUCCGAAAUUGAACCCCACGGCCCCUUCCUUUAAAACCAUUUUUGGUGGAAAGAGGUCCGAUAAGGACAAAGAGAAAGAGAGGGCCAAGGACCAGGAUCUCGAUGCUUCGUUUGACUUUUUAAUGGAUGACGGCUCCCCAUCCGAGUCUCACGCAUCCAAGGAGUCUCGAUCCUUGUCUAUAUUUACGGGAGAUUCUCACGAGUCUCUAGAGCGCUUGCCGUCUGCAGCCUCCGCGGAUAAUAGCAGUUCGAAGGAGUCCUUCAUUCGCAAGAUCACACGAAAGGGUAGUUCAGGCAAGUUCAGCUCGUGGAAGGACCGCUCAGGAUUAUUUUUUAAGAAAGGCGAUGCGACUCAAGGCGACAUUGACGAGGAUGGGAACGCCGAAUCCCUGCUUGCCAAAAGUGUGGAUAGCACCAUCUCCAGUGCUCCCUCCGCAGACAAGUCGACCCGAAGCAGCCUUGGUUUCUUUAGUCGAAAGUCUAGAAAGUCCGACAAGGCCGCCAGUGAGACGAGUGAGUGGGUUAGCGAACGAGCUAGCGAACGAGCCAGCGAAAUAGGCGAUGAGGAAAUCCCAGAGGAAGUCGAUAAUGCAGCGUGA